This is a messenger RNA of Lodderomyces pseudojiufengensis, 735 nucleotides long. RefSeq lists its product as uncharacterized. Gene Ontology annotation, cellular component: zeta DNA polymerase complex. The transcript has a single exon. The record is from RefSeq and is a predicted model, not a curated record. NCBI's taxonomy places the organism in Eukaryota, Fungi, Ascomycota, Pichiomycetes, Serinales, Debaryomycetaceae. Bases 1 to 735 code for a protein of 244 amino acids.
AUGAAAACAAAUCAAGAUGAUACGACUAAUAUUCCUUUGACAAUCAACAACUUUUUACUCGUAUUUAAAGAAUUUUUAAUUGUUUGGUUUAAUCAGAUAUUAUUUUACAAUAAAAUUUAUGAUCCAUUAAUAUUUGAUGAAUACAAAGCAUUUGAAUUGAUCAUAAAAAAAAAUAGACAUCCACAUUUAGAAAAAUAUAUUGACAAUCUACUUAUAAACAUUAUAAACAAUCUUAUAAUUUCAAAGAAGCAAACAAAUGGUUUGAAUAAGAUUUCAUGUUUAAUAUAUAAUACGAAAAGUAAUAAGGUGAUCAAAAGUUAUUCAAUAAAAUUUGCUCAAUUCUUAAUUAAUUUGGACAAGACUAUUAAUGAGCUAAAGGAACCAACAACGGAAGUUGAAGAUACAUCAGCAAAACUUGACAUCCCGGAUUUAACGUGGAUUGAAAUAUACACUCAAUUUCAAACAGUAUUAUUCAAGUUUAUUCAAGAAUUGAAAAAGGAAACAUUAACUGAUGAUAUUCAAUAUGAAGUCGGAAUGUCAAUGCAAUCAACAAUGCCUGAUAAUGAUUUGUUUUUCAAAAUUACUGUUGACUUAGAUGAAUCAAUUUAUGCAUCAACUGAAAAUUGGAUUCGACUUGGUCAAAAUGAAAUGGUAAAUUCAGAGUUUACAAAACCUUUGGCUCAAUUAGAUUUGGAUGUGAUUAAUUUUGAUUUAGUAAAUGAAUAUUACGAAUAA